AUGACAUCUCGGGUAAUAAAAUUGUCAAUUUGUAACAAUUAAAUUUUUAAUUUACACUUGACGGUAUAACGACGAGAUCGUCGGUUAAACAAUGUUAAAUUUAAGGUGCACGAAUUCAGCGUAGAGAUGACGUGCGAAGGAUGUGCCAAUGCCGUGACGAACGUACUUCGUAAGAAGGAAGGUAUGGUUCGACGAUUGUUGCGUAUUUUAAUAAUCGGAUUUAUAUUUUAUUUAAAUUUAAAAGUGUCUCUGGGUAAACGCGUAGUGAUUAAUUUCAAGUUGUAAGAUUUCUUUUGUCAAAGAACAUCGGAUAAAAACAUAUGGAAACUUUAUUUUGUAAUUCUCGCGUUAAAAAAUUAUUUGAUUCAGAAUCGAUUCGUUUUCAGGUAUUGGCAAUGUGCAAAUAGAUCUACCAGGAAACAAGGUAUUUGUAACGUCUGCGCUUCCUUCUGAUGAAAUAUCACGGAUCAUCGAGAAAACUGGGAAGGCGUGUCAAUUUUUAGGCGUAAAAAAAUAA
This is a messenger RNA of Heterotrigona itama, 517 nucleotides long. Lineage: Eukaryota; Metazoa; Arthropoda; Insecta; Hymenoptera; Apidae. The record is from the annotation of a GenBank genome assembly.